Messenger RNA from Rana temporaria (common frog), 677 nucleotides. RefSeq names its product lysocardiolipin acyltransferase 1 (gene LCLAT1). The record is from RefSeq and is a predicted model, not a curated record. The transcript has 2 exons. Gene Ontology annotation, molecular function: acyltransferase activity. NCBI's taxonomy places the organism in Eukaryota, Metazoa, Chordata, Amphibia, Anura, Ranidae. The annotation marks the transcript as partial. Gene Ontology annotation, cellular component: endomembrane system.
CCAUUUGCCGUUUUCUUCCCUUCAGAAAACACCAAAUCCCGGAGCCACGAGUUCGCCGAGAAGAACUCCCUAGAGAAGUACGAGUACGUCCUCCACCCCCGCACCACCGGCUUCACCUUCAUCGUGGAUCGUCUGAGGGAAGGCAACAACCUUGACGCCAUCCAUGACAUCACCGUGGCCUACCCUCGCAACAUUCCUCAAACGGAGAAACAUAUUCUCAGCGGCAACUUUCCUCGGGAAAUCCAUUUCCACGUGCGCAGAUACCCCAUCGAUAGCCUGCCCAUCCCCAAAGAGGACCUCCAGCGUUGGUGCCAGGAGCGCUGGAAGGAGAAGGAGGAGCGGCUGCGUGCCUUCUACGAAGGAGAUAGAUACUUUGACGUCACCGGACGCAGUAAAAUCCCUCCCUGCAAAUCGGAAUUUCGGGUUCAUUUGAUUAAGUUUGCGUCCCUGCUGUACUGGACCGCCCUGACCCUGGUGUCCUUCUUCUGCAUCUACAUGUACAGCUAUGUCCGGUGGUAUGCACUUGCCAUGGUUGUCUUCUUUGUCCUUCAGGAGAAGAUAUCUGGAGGACUUGAGCUGAUGGAGCUGGCAUGCCAUCGAUACCACUCCAAGAGGCAAAGUCCAGCCAAUAAAAGGGCAUAGCGCAGGGGCGAUAAUCGUACCUGCCACUCACCUCA